GGCAGGAGGACCCAGAGCCCACACAGAUUAAAGAGGAACAGGAGGAACUCAGGACCAGUCAGGAGGAAGAGCAGCUUCGGCUCUUUGAUACCAGCGACUCCAUACUCACGCCUUGCUGUGUGAAAAGUGAAUGUGAUCAGGAGGACCCAUGUCAAGAAGCCAUACUAGCUGAAUACCCAACUCUCAGUCUACUGAAAAUGUCUAAACUAAAGUUAUUUAGUGUGUUUUUAAAUAAGCGUUUAACGGCGUCUGCUGCUGUGGAGAUUUUUGGCGCCUUUGAGAAAACGGUAGCUGAGUACCAGGAGGAGAAUGAUAGCCUACGGAGACUGCUGCGGCUCACCCCAGAGAUAAAAUUAUGUAGAAUAGACUCCCUCCAGUCCUCUCUCGCUGUCUCUGAAGAGGAGAUUCCCUCUGAGCAGCAGCACUGUAAGCAGGAGUGGAGCAUCUGUCUGGGGCAGGAGGAACCAGAGCCCACACAGAUUAAAGAGGAACAGGAGGAACUCAGGACCAGUCAAGAGGAAGAGCAGCUUCAAUGGCUCUUUGAUGCCGAAGACUCCAUAUUCACUCCUCCCUGUGUGAAAAGUGAAUGUGAUCAGGAGGACCCACAUUGGUUCUUGACUCCUCCCCAAACCCAGACUGUGGAGAACAGAGAGUUUGACUCUAAACCAGUGAAUCUCAGACCUUUUGGCACUGUGACUUACCUAAAGGGUCUAGACACUUCCUGUGACACUCCAGAUAAUCAAAACAAUGCCUCCAGCCACAACUCCGCCAUAAGCAGCGACCGAGUCGGACUGAACAGCAGCCCACUAUUGGAUCCCAGCUCACCAUUGAAUCCAAACCCAUCAAUGGGGGAACACUGUUUGAAGCUCAGCACUACGUCUAAAAAAAUUCACUGCUGCCGUGACUGUGGUGAAGCGUUUGCUCUGAAAGCUGACCUGCAGAGGCAUGUGACUCUAGCCAAGAAAAGACUCAGUGAAUGCCACUUCUGCAAUAAAUGUUAUAACUCCAUCUGUAAACUGAAGGCCCAUGUCAGACUCUGUCACGGUGGGAAAACCUGCACUUGCCCUGUUUGUGGCAAGACCUUCAAAUACAAAAAAGAUCUGUCCAGGCACAUGAGGAUUCACACAGGAGAGAAAGCAUUCCACUGUGGUGACUGUGGGAAAAGCUUCAGUCAGAAGGGAGACCUAAAUAAGCAUAUACGGACUCACACAGGAGAGAAACCAUUUAGCUGUGGUGACUGUGGGAAAAGCUUCAGUCUCAAGGAGAACCUAACCAAGCAUACACUGACUCACACAGGAGAGAAAYWWUUUAKCUGUGGUGACUGUGGGAAAAGCUUCAGUCAGAAGGGGGACCUAAGUAGGCACAUACUGACUCACACAGAAGAGAAACCAUUCAUCUGUGGUGACUGUGGGAAAAGCUUCCGUCGUAAGGAUAACCUAACAGAUCAUGUUCGGAGUCACACAGGAGAGAAACCAUUUAGCUGUGUUGACUGUGGGAAAAGCUUCAGUGCCAAGGGGAACCUAAACGUUCAUAAAUUGACUCAUACAGGAGAGAAACAACAUGGCUGCUCAGUCUGUGGUAAAAGAUUCACUAAGAAGGCUUCUCUGCUGACACAUGUGAAAAACAUCCACAAAGCAAGAAGACAAGACAAAAAAUGAACAAAGAAAGAAAAUUAGGACAUAGACACAGAGAGUAGGUUUUCGGUGUGUACAAUAAAUGCAUUAUGUGGGUGGAACACAGAAUGAAACAAUAAAAGCCCUGUGGUUGUA
Molecule: messenger RNA, 1769 nt
Organism: Salvelinus sp. IW2-2015
Lineage: Eukaryota; Metazoa; Chordata; Actinopteri; Salmoniformes; Salmonidae
Source: RefSeq, a predicted model, not a curated record